CAACUCCAGCACAGUUAAUUUGGAGUGGUCUAAGGAGAAAUAUCAAGAUGUUGAAGCUUGUAUUAUUUGUAUUGGGCGUGUUCCUCGUUGCAGAAUCCUCUUGCCAGCGAUUUGUUCAACCUACGUUCAGACCUCCCCCGAGGAAGCCUAUAUUGAUUCGCAAAGUACGAGCCGCAAGUGACGAUGAGCCACUAUGGUUAUACAAAGGAGACAAUAUAGACCGGGCACCGAGCUCGGCUGACCAUCCAUUCCUGCCCCAGUUUACAGAUGACGUGAAGUUGGAUCCGAAUAGGAGAUAUGCUCGCAGCUUGGAUUCUCCUAGUGCCAAACGUGGUGGAGGAAGUCAUUCAACGUCAAGUGGAAGCCGGGACACGGGGGCUACUCAUCCCGGACACAACCGGAGAAACGCAAGGUCAAUAAGGCUGCCUGAACAAUUUACUUUACCGCCUUUCUUUCCAAAACCACCACGCCCGAUAACAGAUACCAAGCCGUUCCCUAUUUACGCUCGAGUGACUCGAGAUAUACAGCUACCAGGUGUAAGGAAACCUUCGCAUCGUGACGUCAUCAUACCUAAUUGGAAUCCUAACGUACGUACCAACCCUUGGCAGCGCUUUGGAGUUUCGAAGAAUCGUCGUCAUUAGAUGUGACGUCAGUAAAAGUAGAGAUUUGUAAUUUUAAAAUAUAAAUAGUAAUUUAAGGCUAGUAAUAAAAUUAAGAAAAAUAUUUAA
Messenger RNA from Amyelois transitella, 728 nucleotides. RefSeq names its product lebocin-4-like (gene Leb3). The coding region runs from base 48 to 641 and encodes 197 amino acids. Lineage: Eukaryota; Metazoa; Arthropoda; Insecta; Lepidoptera; Pyralidae. The transcript has a single exon. The record is from RefSeq and is a predicted model, not a curated record.